This is a messenger RNA of Cornus florida, 3085 nucleotides long. Its product is annotated as probable LRR receptor-like serine/threonine-protein kinase At1g05700. The record is from RefSeq and is a predicted model, not a curated record. Gene Ontology annotation, biological process: protein phosphorylation. The coding region runs from base 231 to 2900 and encodes 889 amino acids. Gene Ontology annotation, molecular function: protein binding; protein kinase activity; ATP binding. NCBI's taxonomy places the organism in Eukaryota, Viridiplantae, Streptophyta, Magnoliopsida, Cornales, Cornaceae. The transcript is spliced from 13 exons.
CUUAAUAAAUGCAACAUUAAUAAGCAGCACACGUGUCUACGUACGUACCUCUUAUAGUAUCAACUACCAAGCAAGUUGGAGAAGUGAAGAUGAUGUUGAUACAUGCGAGACUUGGAAUUGGUCCACUGGACAUCGCGCAUCACACACAUAUAUAGUUGGUUUCUUCAGAAUGCUUAAAUUGCAUUGAAUCUCCUUUCUCUGGGGAGCACAGAAUCUAGCUAGGAAAAGCAAUGGGGGUGUCAUUCAUACUUUUUUGUUGUUGUUUAGCUCUUACCCUGCCGGUUCAUGGACAAGAUCAAUCAGGCUUCAUUAGUAUAGAUUGUGGAAUUCCUCCUCAAGGUUCCAACUACACAGACAAGACAACAGGAAUACGUUACACUUCAGAUGCAGGUUUUGUAGACACAGGUGAAAGCAAGGCUAUAUCCUCUGCUGUUAGGAAUAACUACAUACUGGAACAACAAUUGUUUAACGUUAGAAGCUUUCCUAAAGGUGCCAGAAAUUGUUACGGUCUGAGACCUGAAGGAGGGAGAGGCAAUAAAUAUUUGAUAAGGGCGUCAUUCUUGUACGGAAACUAUGAUGGUAAAAAUCAACCACCACAAUUCGAUCUACACAUUGGAGUUGAUUAUUGGGAUACGGUGUUGCUAGAAAAUUCCUUCUCUAUAUGGACGAACGAGAUCAUACAUGUGCCCUCCACAGAUUAUAUAUAUGUUUGUCUUGUAAACAUAGACACUGGAACACCCUUCAUUUCAACAUUGGAGUUGAGGCCUUUAAAUAUUCUCAUGUAUCCAACUACAAAUGGAUCAUCAUUAAGUUACUUUAGACGGUACGAUUUGGGUUCAACAGCCGAUAAAUAUCAAGUUGUUAGAUACAAGGAUGAUGUUUACGAUCGCAUGUGGAAGUCCAAAAACUUGGACUACCUGUGGAAGUUAAAUACCACAAAAACAAUUGACUCCAAUGGCGAUGGCCAUGGACUAUUGCAACCACCAUCAAAGGUCAUGAGCACGGCCGCCUUCCCCAACAUCAGCUAUGAUUCAUUGUUGUUCUCAUGGGAGCCUGACAGUCCCUCUGACGACCAAUUUUAUAUCUACUUAUACUUCGCUGAAGUUGAAGUGUUGAAGGCAAAUGAAACCAGAGAGUUCUACAUUUAUUUGAAUGAUCAACUAUUUUAUGAUGAUCCUGUUGUUCCUCAAUAUUUAUCCACUUUUCCAGUAUACAGAGAUUUUCCUCAUGAGAGUUCUGAUGGAAACUUUGAGCUUUCGCUCAGGAAGACCAGUACAUCAACCCAUCCACCCAUCCUCAAUGCCAUUGAGCUUUACACUGCAAUACAAUUACACUCACAAACUGAUGACAUAGAUGUUCAAGCUAUGAUGAGCAUCAAGUCGGUGUAUGGAUUGACCAGAAACUGGCAAGGAGAUCCAUGUGUCCCUCAAAGUUAUGUGUGGAAGGGUCUCAACUGCAGUGACAAUGGUGCCAGACCCGCUAGGAUAAUAUCCUUGGACUUGUCCUCAAGUGGAUUGAACGGGGAGAUAGCUCCCUACAUAUCAAGUCUCACAAUGAUACAAUCCUUGGAUCUGUCAAAUAAUAGCUUAACAGGGCAGGUGCCUGGUUUUCUCUCCCGACUGACUUUCUUGAAACUCUUAAAUUUGAAGGGAAACAACUUCACAGGUUCAAUUCCAGCAGAACUGCUUGCAAAGUCAAAGGAUGGAUCACUGUCAUUGAGUAUUGAUGAAAUUGAAGGUGAAAACACAAAUCCUUGUCAGUCUAUUCCAUGUGAAAAGAAAAAAAAGAGCAUUGUUGUUCCAGUAGUCGCAUCUGCUGCAGCACUGUGUUUGCUACUAACAACUGCAACAAUGGCUACUUUGUGGUUCAUUAAAAGGAGAAAACGAGUGGUCAGGAAGGAGGAGGAUGCAGAAACAAACCAAAAAGAUAGGUCCUUUGAGAUGAAGAAUCGACAGUUAACAUACUCGGAGGUAUUGAGUAUUACUAAUAACUUCCAGAGGGUUAUUGGUAAAGGAGGAUUUGGAACAGUUUACCAUGGCUACUUAGGUAACUCUCAGGUUGCUGUAAAGAUGCUCUCUCUGUCCUCAGUUCAAGGGUACAAGGAAUUCCAAGCCGAGGCGGACCUUCUUAGUUGUGUUCGUCAUAAGAACUUAACUUCACUUGUUGGCUACUGCAAAGAAGGCACCAACAUCGGAAUCAUCUAUGAGUACAUGGUUAAUGGAAACUUAAGAAGGCAUCUCCAAGCUGAUAGAAACUCAAUUGUUUUGAGUUGGGAAGAGAGGAUCCGAAUAGCAAUGGAUGCAGCACAAGGUCUAGAGUAUUUGCAUCAUGGUUGUAAGCCACCAAUAAUCCACAGAGACGUAAAGUCUACCAAUAUCUUAUUGAAUGAAAAUUUCCAAGCCAAGCUAUCUGAUUUUGGAUUAUCCAAAGCUUUUCCAACUGAAGGUGGUAGUCAUGUAUCAACAAUUGUUGCUGGCACUCCUGGGUACCUUGACCCCGAGUAUUGCGCAUCAAAUAGAUUAAAUGAAAAAAGUGAUGUAUAUAGCUUUGGGAUUGUUCUCAUGGAGAUUAUUACAAGUCGACCACCAAUAUUAAGAGACGAUGAGAAUAUUCACAUAAUUGAUUGGGUUAGUUCUAAUCUUGCAAAUGGUGAUAUUAAAAGUGUUGUUGAUCCCAGAUUGCAGGGAGAUUUCGAUAUCAAUUGUGUUUGGAAAGCAGUAGAAUUAGCAAUGACUUGCGUAUCUGGUAACUCCACCCAAAGACCAAACAUGAAUUUUGUGGUGACGGAAUUAAGGGGCUGUUUGCCGACAGAGAUAGCUCGUCAUGGGACAGAAUCGAUAGAUUCAGUUGGAGUACCUUUGUACCUGGAGAGUAAAAUGAGUCUUCCGAUGAUGCGAUAACUCCGUAAAUUAAAUAUAUUUUGUGUUUGUUGUUGAAAGUUCUCUACUUUAAUCCGUUACCGUGCCUCCAAAAUGUAUGGCUGGGCUCUAUGCUUAAGAGGAGUCGUCUUUUUCCUUCAUGAAAUUUGUAUAUAAUGAUUGUACUUUUCUUUAUCUAACUAGUAAAUGGAUUGUGUGGUUGUGUA